AUGAACACCGGCGAAUUUCACGGCACCGGCUGCCCCCAUUGUCCCAAAGAUCAUGGGGGAGUAGACCCUACCCUUAACCCCAAAGCGCACCCACCCGAUUGGAGCUCGGAGGAGUUCCCAGUGCUCAAAGAUGCGGUCCCCCGAUUAGUCAAUGGAAGAUACUCAAAGCGGCGCCGCUCAUUUUCACAGGAGGAGCCGCUACAGUCGGCAACCCACCCAGUACAACAGGUAAAAUCAGGUACCGCCGAUGGGCUCGGAAAACCACAAACGAAGUCUUGGCGUGACCUAAUUAAGGAAGACCGCCCCCAUGUCGUGUUAUCGGAUGCCGCUGAUGAUGAGGAUGGGUUGGAUGAUGACGAUGUAAUCGUUGAAUAUGGUCCGGACGGGCCGAAUUUGAAAUUCAAGGACACCUUUUACGAAGCUUGUGUCAAUUCUUGGAGGAACGUAGUCAUUAUCAAGCAGCUGGGAGCACGUCGACCACUUGGGAUGCUUGCUCUGUAUAAUCGAUUACUGCAAAUCUGGCCUUGGGUCCAAGGAUGCUCCAUCAUCGACCAUGACAACGGGUAUUUCUCAGUCCGGUUUCAUACAGAUGAAGAUGCCAUGAAGACUCUUGUGGGUGGCCCUUGGGUGGUGAAUCGAACCUAUCUCCACGUCCAGCCUUGGAGUCAGGACUUUAAUGAUAAAGUCGAUACGAUUUCAUCCAUUGUGGCAUGGAUACGAUUACCCGGAAUGCCACCUUACAUUUAUCAUAAGAAAGUCUUCAAGAAAAUUGGAGACAUAGUGGGAAAAGUCCUGAAGAUAGAUCAUCAGACGGCCACACAGACACGUGGAAAAUUUGCAAGACUUGCGGUACAACUUGAUCUAACAAAGCCCUUAUUGACAAGCUUCCACAUUAUGGGUAAACCUCAGCUAAUAGAAUAUGAGAAUCUGCCAGAGUUAUGCUUCUCGUGUGGUCAUUACGGCCAUCUAGGCACAGUCUGCCCCACACGCCCAAGCACUGCAAAUCAUACAAGCCAAAAUGAUGGAGUUCCAGAUGGGGGUCGGAGGAAGCCUGUGGUUGACCCGGUAGAAAACGAUGAGUGGAUUGCAGCGAAACAAAAGGACAAGAGAAAGGUUACUGCAAGUCCGAGGGGGUCAGUUGCAAUAUCCAGUUCACGUUCUAAUAAUGAUGCUGAAGUAGGAUCCCGAUUCGAAGCUUUACAAGAGUUAACAGAGGAGGAGGUGGAUGGCAUUGAAGAUAUCCAAAUGGGAAAGGAGGUGCGUGUAGAGGGAGACAUUAUCUUCAAGGCCGAUAAGGGAAAAGGAAUAAUUGGGUCGACAAAGGGACGUGCUAUGAAGCCGACGGGAAUACACCAGAAUAAAGUGGGCCGAACUAUCCGUAAUAUGGGGUCUACACCUACAGCGGGUAUUGGUACUGGAGGCACUAAAGGAGAUAGCAGGGGGGCUGAGGGUGCACAAAUUCAGACUGACAAGUUGGUGGAAAAUGACGACUCAUUGAAUUUUCUUAGUUCUCAGGGACAAACAGUGGUUAGAGCAGAAACGGCUUUAGACCCAUCAAAGCAUAGAGCCGUCCACGUACUAGACAACCACAUCUUCAAUAACAACAAUGUCUCGGGCCCGGAAGGAUUUGAGGACGAGGUCAACGUUGAUAUGAUGCUGGAUAACUUGCCGAAGUGUGCUCAGAAGGCCCUUUUGGCAUCGAGUUUGACUGACCAGGUUGAUGAGACCUCGCAAGGUAUUAUGGAAGCAGAUUUAGAUGAGAAUGUCUCCGACACUUGUACUUGA
Molecule: messenger RNA, 1785 nt
Organism: Striga hermonthica
Lineage: Eukaryota; Viridiplantae; Streptophyta; Magnoliopsida; Lamiales; Orobanchaceae
Source: the annotation of a GenBank genome assembly